Messenger RNA from Physeter macrocephalus (sperm whale), 453 nucleotides. Its product is annotated as putative tripartite motif-containing protein 61. Gene Ontology annotation, biological process: protein ubiquitination. Gene Ontology annotation, cellular component: cytoplasm. NCBI's taxonomy places the organism in Eukaryota, Metazoa, Chordata, Mammalia, Artiodactyla, Physeteridae. The record is from RefSeq and is a predicted model, not a curated record. The coding region runs from base 1 to 453 and encodes 150 amino acids. The transcript has a single exon. Gene Ontology annotation, molecular function: ubiquitin protein ligase activity; zinc ion binding.
AUGGCCCUGGUGUCCUCCUUGGCACAGCUCCAAGCAGAGCCCAGCUGCCCCAUCUGCCUGGAUUACCUGAGAGACGCAGUGACCACUGAGAGUGGACACAACUUCUGUCACUCCCGCAUCCAGCAGUGCUGGGAGGAUCUCCAGGACAUCUUCCCCUGUCCUGUCUGCCUCCAGCCCUGCCCCGACAAGAGCUUUAGGAGGAACAGCCAGUCAUGUCUCAUGAUUGAUUUUGUGAAGAAUCUUCCCAGCACAGAGGACAUGAGGAAGUGGCAGAAAGAGAAACCUCUGUGUGAGAAGCAUAAGCAGGUUCUGAGCCUGUUCUGUGAGAAGGACCUGGAGCUGCUGUGUCCCCAGUGCAGGGUCUCCUCUGAACACCACGAUCACCCCCUGGCACACAUGGAGCCAGCUGCCCCUCUCACAGGAGGAAACUCAAAAGCUACAUUCAGCCCCUGA